Molecule: messenger RNA, 5322 nt
Organism: Manis javanica (Malayan pangolin)
Lineage: Eukaryota; Metazoa; Chordata; Mammalia; Pholidota; Manidae
Gene: ST8SIA4
Product: ST8 alpha-N-acetyl-neuraminide alpha-2,8-sialyltransferase 4
Biological process (GO): oligosaccharide metabolic process; N-glycan processing
Molecular function (GO): alpha-N-acetylneuraminate alpha-2,8-sialyltransferase activity
Source: RefSeq, a predicted model, not a curated record
AUGCGGAACUGUUUGAGAUCUUUUACACCGGGAGGGGGUGGGUUGAAACGCAGCCUGGCCCAAUUGUCAGAGGAGAGGGACUUCGGGCCGGCGUGCGGGCACCGCCGGCGGACCUGGGCUUCCCAGGCAGACAAAGGGGUCUUUAGGAGCCUAGGUGACGAACCGGCGCGUGGGGGCCCAUCCCCGGGCGCCACGGAAGGGAGCGGGCGCGGCGGCCCGGGGCCCGCGGGUUCCGUCGCACCCUUUCCGGGCGGUGCUGCGCUCUCUUUACAGCUCCGAGAACGCGCGCGGGGGGCGCCCACGCUAACCGAACAGGAAGAGAGAGAUGGUGAGCUGUGUCUGAGUCGAUCACUUGUCAAUAGUUCUGAUAAAGUCAUUCGAAAGGCUGGCUCUUCAAUCUUCCAGCACUCUGUAGAAGGUUGGAAAAUCAAUUCCUCUUUGGUUCUGGAGAUAAGGAAGAACAUUCUUCGUUUCCUAGACGCAGAACGGGAUGUUUCAGUGGUCAAGAGCAGUUUUAAGCCUGGUGAUGUCAUUCACUAUGUGCUGGACAGGCGCCGGACACUAAAUAUUUCUCAGGAUCUGCAUAGUCUACUACCUGAAGUUUCACCAAUGAAAAAUCGCAGAUUUAAGAGUUGUGCAGUUGUUGGAAAUUCUGGUAUUCUGCUAGACAGCGAAUGUGGGAAGGAGAUUGACAGUCACAAUUUUGUAAUAAGGUGCAAUCUAGCUCCUGUGGUGGAGUUUGCUGCAGAUGUGGGAACUAAAUCAGAUUUCAUUACCAUGAAUCCAUCAGUUGUACAAAGAGCAUUUGGAGGCUUUCGGAAUGAGAGUGACAGAGAAAAAUUUGUGCAUAGACUUUCCAUGUUGAAUGAUAGUGUCCUUUGGAUCCCUGCUUUCAUGGUCAAAGGAGGAGAGAAGCACGUGGAGUGGGUUAACGCAUUAAUCCUUAAGAAUAAACUGAAAGUGCGAACUGCCUAUCCAUCAUUGAGGCUUAUUCAUGCUGUCAGAGGUUACUGGCUGACAAACAAAGUUCCCAUCAAAAGACCCAGCACAGGUCUCCUCAUGUAUACACUUGCCACAAGAUUCUGUGAUGAAAUUCACCUGUAUGGAUUCUGGCCAUUCCCUAAGGAUUUGAAUGGAAAAGCUGUCAAAUAUCAUUACUAUGAUGACUUAAAAUAUAGGUACUUUUCCAAUGCAAGCCCUCACAGAAUGCCAUUAGAAUUCAAAACAUUAAAUGUGCUACAUAACAGAGGAGCUCUGAAAUUGACAACAGGGAAGUGUGUAAAGCAAUAAGCACAUUUGGAAACAUACAAACAAUAUGCACUUCUCUUCUGAAGAUGCUUCCUAAGAUUUGAAAAUAGGAUCCAAAACAAGAUUGGGUUUCAACAUCCGCCAAUUAUCUGAAAGGUGAUAAAGGAUAUUCAUGAGAAAUCCACUACCAGCUGAUGAAAUACCUGCAAAGUGCUCUAAAAAAGAAAUAUUUUGACUUCAAGGGUCCUAGUAAGUGCCACUUCCACUAAGAACACAGUCUGAAUGUAUAAUCUGUAGUGUUUACAAGAUCCAACGACGCACUCGUCAUUAGUUAGAGAAGCAAAUCUGUUCGUCACUGUUCGGCUGUCACUGCAACGUCAAGCACAUGAGAAGAGCAACCCAGGAACACAGCUCAGCCCUUGGGGAAAUUAAACCAUCCUUGUCAGCAGAAAUCAAGAUGGAAACAGUUUGAGCAGUGAAAUCCACAAGGUUAAACAACUCAAGUAAAUGCCUUCAGUCAGGACUCUUAAUCUGAUCAUGAAUUUCAUGUUUCCGUAUCUGCUUUUGUUUGUCUUCUGGGAUAUCUUUUUUGGUUUGGGUUUUGGGGUGCUUAGAAAUUCUUUCUGAGAUAAACACAAAAGAGAUAAAUAACUGUCAAGUAAUCAUUUUUAAAGUUCUUGUAUUUUGUAAGAACAAUCACACAAUGACUUUGUAAAAAGAUGUUAUUUUGCACAGCUCUAAACCUUCAGAUCUUUUUCUAGUUGUGUAGAAGGUACCAGCUAAAUUGUACCACUCGGUAAUCUUGAACCAUUCUGAAGGAAAGAUGUUUUAUGUCAUCUGACAUGGUAACAGCAGAAAAAAAAAAGUACUUUUGUACCAAAGAUUAUACUGAUGUUCUACACAGCAAAUCAUUCUCCUUUCAUGAAAAUAAUGUAUUAAUACAUUAUUACCCUACUCAUGUGAAAGGUAUGUAGAUAUUUUCAAUUCUCCCAACUCAAACUUUUCUUUAUUUGAAGGAAGACUUCCACAGAUUUUACAUUUCAUAAUAAUUUUGUGGAAGACUUUGCCCCAAAUAAAUGUUAGACUGACAGGGCUGAAAUGUGAUUUCCAAUUUUUUUAUUUUUCCCUUAUUAUUCAAAUGGAGAGAUGGGUAUGCUCUUUUUAGCAUUAUUAAAUUUUCUUAGUGCAAAAACAACAAUAAUGUUGUCUCCAUAAUAGAUGAUUAAUUUAAGAGGUUAACAAUGAAACUGUGUGUCAGUAUUUUGUACUUUAAAUGAAUUCAGUUGACCAAUUUUUUCUGUGGUUAAAUUUAUGCAUGUUAUCACAUUAAUGUGUUUUAAAAGAAGCACAUGAGAUUAGUAAUAAAGUGAUUUUAACAUAUAACAGAAUUGAACAGGAGGCCAGUUUCUGGUAAUUUAUAGUACCAGGUGUAGUAGUAGUAUAAUUCUGGUAGAUAAUUCUGAUGGUAAAUUGUUUCUUUAGAAAGCAGAAGUGCUAUAUUCCCACUUCUACUCUUGGCCUGACACAGCUUAGAUGACUUCUUGUUUCUUAGGGAAGCCGGUCUGGAAAGAAGAAAUAGCACGGCAAAUGCAUGUGUUUUAUUUCUUAGGGAAUACAGGCUGAAAAGAGCAUAAACAGCAUGGAGAAUAUAAAUAUGUUAUCAUGGAGGAUAGUCACAGUAGUACAAUUCUCAAUAUAUUAAUAAUAUGUGCUAUUAUUUUAAAAAAUAUGGUAAAACCUUGGGAUACAGAACACUAUAUUUUCUGAGAAUUCAUGUGUCUCUAAGAAAACAAAAUUGAAUGCAUAAAGGAGAUGCAUAGCUGAAAAUGGAUAGGACAUGAUGCACUUUUAUCAUUAACCUCUUGUCUUUUGGAAUUUUUGCAAGAAUUAGGUACAUUUUGAAUACAAAGUUAAAAAGUCUGAUUUAUCUAACAGAUCAAAAGUAGGUGAUUUAUAGAACCUUAAUUUCAACUGUUUAUGGAUAUGUUGUCUGAGUAGCCUUUUAUUUGAAUUCAAUAGAAAUUUUGAAGUCAAAAGUAAAUUCUCACAAGUAAAAUCCAUCUCAGAAUUAAAAGUAUGUCUUAAAAAAGCAUCCAGGUACCUUGCCAUUUUUCUCCAUUUUCAACAAAUGUAUUUAAAUGAUUCUGGGCCACAGCAAAGCAUCCCAGCCAUUCACUGUUCCGUACAUUGGUGUUUAUCUCAUAGAUGCAUUGAGUGGUGCCUUUUUAACUUCACAUUGCUUUGUUACCCUGUGCUUUGUGUUCUCUAAAAUACGUUGCCCAAUUCUGAAAAUGCUCAGCAUAUAAAAAGGGCUUUAGUAUCGACUGAGACUACUUUUGUUCAUCUCAGGGAACUUUCAAUACUCAAGAAUGAAUUCAAUUAAAGGCAUUUAGUGUUCAAGGAAGACACACUGUACAUGACUAUUUCAUUCCCUAUUGUAUACCUUUCCAUCUACCUUCCUGUUUCACAAGCUACUGUGGCCUUCUUACAGGGAUAGGGCAAAGAGCUCAGAGAAGGCUAAUAGCAAGAAUACAAAAGAAUCGAGAUUUAAUCAAUAAGGAGCAAAAGGGAUCAUGAUAAAAUCACAUUUUAAAUACAUACUUGAAAUAUCUGGGGUUUUUCCUUUUGAGACUAUCAUAUGUUCACAGCUUUAAUUUUUUAUUUCUUUUUCAUGAGUUAACCCUGUACCUGGCAGUGCUCAGGCAGUGAUUGUGAAACAUUCCUGUCCUUCAGAGAACAUGGUUGUUACUGUGCUGUUGAUGUGAAUAGGCCAUGGAAACAUUUUCAUCACUAUGACCCAGCCUGUUCUAUACUCAACAUUAAGUUGCUGGAAUAAGAAAAAUGAAUCAGUAACAGAGUUUCUGGGCAAAUUUAGUGAUUCAGCCCACAGGAUUGACAAAAUAACUGUGGAAGUUUUUCUAUCUGAAAGAAGAUGCUGGGCAUUCAAAUGUAUUUAUGUAUUGUAUAUCAUAUGAAAUGUAUAUCAAUUGUUAAUGGGAAUUUCUAUGCUUACAGAAGCAAUUUAUUUAAAUAAUGCUAUGAGUAGUGUACAUACCAACUAGUUAUUAAGCUACUACACAGGAGAAGGGUGAACAAAGUAAUUUAUUUCUAAUUGAACCAGUUAGUCAUAAUGCACACCAUGUGGUAUUUGGUUCAUAAGAGUUGUUUUUAUGUGGCUAUUGUUGGAAAUAUCUAUAAUUGUGGAAAGGGUGUAGGAAGAGUAAUGUAUAGUUAGUUGUUACCUCUACAAGCUUGAAAGUUCCCCAUGAGACAUCAUCAAUAUACCAAUGUUUUAAAAAGUGAGUGAGAGAUGGUUACUGUUUGUAUUUGAUAAGAGAAAAUCCAAAUAAAGCCCACCUAGAAAUAGAUAUUUUAUAUGUGCUAUAGAUAUAUCUAUAUAGUACAAAUAGACCUGUGUGAUGCAUAUAUACCAUGUUAUAUAUGUGUGUCUGUGUGUAUACACACUGAGUCUGUAAUAUACACACGCUAGGUUUGUGUUAUGCUGACAUCUUCAGGGGCUGCACCAUGAAGCACUCCGGAGAUAAGUCCUCUUUAGAAUAAAGAAGUUUUUUUGAGACUUCAGUUACUAACCUGCUUUAAGAGGGAUCUACUUUAUAACUGAAUUCUAAGUUGUUCAUACCUAGAGUUACAAUAAGGGUCUUGUAUGUCCAAAUCUUAAGAAAAGAAAAAUUUUAAAAAUUAAAAAUAAAAAAAUAUAUAUUUCAAGCUAACAAUGUAUUUGAAUUGCAGUUUUCAGAUUGUGGCUCCAGGCCCUGUGUCUCUUACUUAAGUAGCACCUUUUAAUAAAUACUGUUUCUUUGUGUAGGCAAAAGCACAAGUGUUUCAAAUGUAUAUAGCAGGAAACAAAUGAGUUUACAAAGAUAGCAUUGCUGCACAGGAUAAUUGCUACUGAAUAGUUCUUAUAUCAUUUGUGAAUUUGAAAGACGCGGUUUAUUCUGACAAAUUUAUUCUGUUCAACACUGUUUCCCUAUUGUUUAUGUAUAGCAAUUGGGUGUUAUUGUUUUAGCCUUUGUAAGAUUAUAAAAUAAAUUAAAUCCCUUUUUUUCCAAUUUU